This is a messenger RNA of Thrips palmi, 1870 nucleotides long. It is a transcript of the gene Alg10, whose product is annotated as dol-P-Glc:Glc(2)Man(9)GlcNAc(2)-PP-Dol alpha-1,2-glucosyltransferase. The record is from RefSeq and is a predicted model, not a curated record. Lineage: Eukaryota; Metazoa; Arthropoda; Insecta; Thysanoptera; Thripidae. Gene Ontology annotation, molecular function: dolichyl pyrophosphate Glc2Man9GlcNAc2 alpha-1,2-glucosyltransferase activity. The transcript is spliced from 5 exons. Gene Ontology annotation, cellular component: endoplasmic reticulum. The coding region runs from base 85 to 1644 and encodes 519 amino acids. Gene Ontology annotation, biological process: dolichol-linked oligosaccharide biosynthetic process; protein N-linked glycosylation.
UUUUUCUUUUGUUGAUGUGUCUUUGUGGCGUCUGCUUCGCCGCUUCUGCUGCGACACUUGCCAAGGUUUUGUUUACUUUAGUUCAUGUCUUCAAGCGUAAACAGCGUUCGAAGGAGUUCGAAGCGGCGUUCUUCAAUGGCGUCCUCUCGAUCCCUGUUGAGACCAGCAAGGGGAUUCAACUUGGCGAAAUUGGCAGUAACUUUCAAGCAGGAGUGUUGGUUGAUACCCGGCUUGUCAAUGUGGCUGCUCGCUACUUUUCUCGCUGUCAGCAGUAUCUAUCUGGGCUUGACAUAUGCUACUUUCGAAUAUAUGUUUAAAGCCCAGCCAGGCCCCUAUCUGGACGAAGUGUUUCACAUCCCCCAGGCUCAGCGAUAUUGCAAUGGAAGCUUCUCUGAGUGGGAUCCAAAAAUAACAACUCUCCCUGGCCUGUACUUUUUGUCAGUUGGAAUGUUGAAGCCAGUGUCAUGGUUUCUAUCAAACCCUCAAUUCUGUUCAUCCGUAUAUGCCUUGCGUUGCAUCAAUAUGCUAUUGAGUACAGGAUUGCUCUAUGUAGUGUAUAGUCUUUUACGACAAAUACAUGAUUUUAAAGAUGAGUUGGAGGUUGCACAAGGCAUUUUAACUGCUGUUAAUAUUUGUAUAUUUCCUGUGUUAUAUUUUUUUAACUUCUUAUAUUACACAGACGUCAUGUCAACUUUUCUAGUUUUAUUUGCAUACUUAUUAUGCCUUCAAGAGCGCCAUGUUUUGUCAGCAGUGACUGGUUCCUUAGCCGUUUGUGUACGUCAAACCAAUAUUGUGUGGGUAAUGUUUUUUGGGCUGCUUAGUUUAGCAGAAACUUUAAAACAAAAUGCUUAUAUCAGCAAAAAGAAGUUCACACUUCCUGUUGUAAGAAGUUACAAGUAUCUGGAGCUGCUGUGGUUUAGCAGUUGUCGAGUUGCAUUGGCUAACAGCGCGGCAUGCAAGACUCUUGCUGUUUCGAUGUUACGCAAUUUGACUGGUUACAUAUUUGUUGGUGCAGCAUUUAUUAUAUUUGUUGUGUGGAAUGGUAGUAUAGUUGUAGGUGACAAACAGGCCCAUCAAGCAUCGAUUCACCUGACUCAACUUUUGUACUUUUCUGCCUUUUUUCUCUUUUUUAUGUUUCCUGUAGCAGCGCCUUAUGUUUUCACACUUCAUGUGACACUUCGCCAGCGGGUGGUUCCUGUUCUCAUUGGUAUGGUUAUCAUUUUUACCAUCGUCCAUUUCAACACUGUUGCUCAUCCUUACUUACUUGCUGACAAUCGACAUUACACCUUCUACAUUUGGAGGCGUAUAAUUGACCGUGCUUGGUGGUCUCGUUAUAUGGUCACACCGUUUUACAUGUUAGGGUGUCUUUUAAUUGGAAGUAUUCUGAAGCGCACAGAUUUUGUGUUUCAAAUAGGGUUUAUAUUUUGCCUCAUAGCCAGCAUAGUUCCUCAAUCUUUACUUGAAUUCCGAUACUUUAUUAUUCCGUACGUGUUACUACGACUCUGUGUCACAAAGCUUGAGAUCUGGCAACUUUUUUCAGAGAUGGGCUUGUAUGGACUUGUGAAUGUGUCAACCAUUAUGAUAUACUCUCUCAAAACCAUAAAGUGGCCCAAUAUGGAGGAACCACAACGGUUCCUUUGGUAAAUCCAAUAUUUGAGACUGAUUUUGUUUAUUCUAUAAAGUUAUUAUUUUAGUUAUAGGAAAGCUCAAUGAGAAAACUGUAAGAUGUUUUAAUUUUUUUUUAAUUUUUUUAUUUUAUUGGAGGUACUGUAUGUUUAAAAAUUGUAAUGUAUCCUACACUGGCUAAAAAUCUUACAAAAUAUCACAAAUUUUAUGCCAAUGGCCACAAUACAAAAAGGCAAAGAUAAAA